AUGACCGAGAUCUCCACGUACAGCAUCGCCACGUUCGCGGCUGGCUGCUUCUGGGCAGUACAACGCGCAUUCGACCGAGUACCGGGCGUCAUUGAGACGUCCCAAGGUGACCUGCUCAAGGUUUUCUGGGCCAUUCACGAUCCCACGUCACUCAACCGCCAGGAAGACGACGUUGGUACGCAGUAUCGCUCGGGCAUCUAUUACCAGAAUGAGGAGCAGCACAAGAUCGCGCUGACGUCCAAGGAGGAGCACCAAAAGACACUGAUCAAGCCAAUUGUUACGGAAAUCGAGGAGGCCAAAGAGUUCUGGGACGCCGAGGAAGCUCAUCAGAAGUACCUGGAGAAGGGCGGAAGUUGCUCGGACAAGGGCUCCGACGUCCAGUGUGGCGCCUAA
Phytophthora infestans T30-4 is the source of this 393-nucleotide messenger RNA. Its product is annotated as peptide methionine sulfoxide reductase. Gene Ontology annotation, molecular function: peptide-methionine (S)-S-oxide reductase activity. The transcript is spliced from 2 exons. The coding region runs from base 1 to 393 and encodes 130 amino acids. The record is from RefSeq and is a predicted model, not a curated record. Gene Ontology annotation, biological process: cellular response to oxidative stress. Gene Ontology annotation, cellular component: cytoplasm. NCBI's taxonomy places the organism in Eukaryota, Oomycota, Peronosporomycetes, Peronosporales, Peronosporaceae.